This is a messenger RNA of Leishmania braziliensis MHOM/BR/75/M2904, 1140 nucleotides long. RefSeq lists its product as hypothetical. Gene Ontology annotation, cellular component: cytosol. The record is from RefSeq and is a predicted model, not a curated record. Gene Ontology annotation, molecular function: 3'-5'-DNA exonuclease activity. The transcript has a single exon. Lineage: Eukaryota; Euglenozoa; Kinetoplastea; Trypanosomatida; Trypanosomatidae. Bases 1 to 1140 code for a protein of 379 amino acids.
AUGCUGGCGGCAGCUCAGCUACGCACGCCGCCGUACCUCGUGGAUGUGGCGGCGAACCUGACCGACGGUGUCUUUCGCGGGAUGGACUGGAAGGGCAACCGUCUUCGCGAUGACGACUUUGACAACAUUUUGGCCCGCGCGCAGGAGCGCAAUGUUCAGCAGAUCAUAAUCACUGGCACCAGCCUCGCCCAGAGCGUCAAGGCCAUCGCGCUGUGUCGACGGUACCCCGAUCGGCGGUUGCUGUGCACUGUCGGGGUGCACCCGGCGCACUGUGGCGAGUUUCUCCGUCCUCUGGACCUCAACGAGAUUCGAGGCGUCGCUGAAAGCGACACAUCGAUGGUAGUGGCACACCACAACAAGUCAGCCGCCGCGUCAACGGCGGAGCAGGAGGAGGUGUGGGCUCAGGAGCGCCUAGAUUACUUGGUGAAUCUGGUGAAUAAGAACCGCGACGUGGUCGUGGCGGUAGGCGAGAUGGGCAUCGACUACGCGGAGCUCACCUGCUGCCCGCGCGAGGUGCAGGAGAAGUACUUUGCACGUCAGCUCACCGCCUUUGCCCCGCUGCAGCUGCCGUUCCUCUUCCACUCACGCGGGUGCGGCAUGUCGUUUGUGCAUCAACUGAAAGACAUAUGGGCACGUAUCGCCGCUGAUGCAGCCGCGACUGGGGCAGUGCCGGGUAUUGAAGGCGCCCCCUCACCAUCGGUCAAUGCGCAGUUACGCGGCGUCGUGCACAGCUUUAAUGGCACACUGGAGGAGCAGGAGGCACUGCUGUUGAUGGGGCUGUACUUGAGCGUGAACUGCAGCGCCUUCCGAGAGGCUUCCCUGGCCGCGCAGGUGACUUCGAUUCCGCUGGAUCGUCUGAUGUUCGAGACGGACGCACCAUGGUGCGACAUGCGGUGGAAGGACUACGGCGCGCAGUUUGUGCGGACCAUCUUCAAGACGACCAAGCGCAAUAAGCCAUUCGUGAUGGGGACGUGUCUGGAGCGGCGCAACGAACCUUGCCAUCUCGUCCAGGUCAUGGAGGAGUAUCUCGGCUGCGCGAAGGCGUGCGCCACCGGACCCGAGGAUCCGUUGUCGAGGAUGGAUGAGGCGACUCUGGUCGCUGCCGUGUAUGAGAACUGCAAGCGUCUCUUCCACCUGUGA